Molecule: messenger RNA, 1620 nt
Organism: Argiope bruennichi
Lineage: Eukaryota; Metazoa; Arthropoda; Arachnida; Araneae; Araneidae
Product: tetraspanin-7-like
Exons: 7
Coding region: 136-867 (243 amino acids)
Cellular component (GO): membrane
Source: RefSeq, a predicted model, not a curated record
AGAACAGCGAAGGAUUGUAAAUUAUAAUCGUUAUCGUUACCUCGUAGUGACAGACGGAUCGCAAAAACAUCCUUUUGGAUAGAGAAUAUUACUUUGAAAUCUGAGUUUGAAAUUUUAUUAUUUUAAAGACCCAAGAUGACUCGCAGACUUCAAACUGUUGCAGCCGUAACAUGCAUGAAACUUCUGCUUCUGAUUUUUAAUGUCAUAUUUUGGGCUGCUGGAGUAGUUCUUUUAUUCUUUGGAUUAUGGAUGAAGAUAUCCUUUCAUUAUCUCUUUGAGUUAUCAGAUGAAUACCAAGAAGUUAUUCCUUACAUAUUCAUUGGUGCAGGUUCCAUCAUCUUGAUUGUAGGAUUCUUUUCAUGUUGCUGCAUAGUGAAAGGACAGCCAGCUUUAUUGUAUAUAUUGGCUGUAUUCUUGAGCAUAGUAUUCUUAUGUGAAAUUACUGCUGGUAUAUCUGGAUACAUCUAUCGCGGCAAGAUACAAGAUGGUUUCAAAACAGGUUUAAAUAGCAGCAUUGCACAAUAUGGAGAUGGUCGCAUCAGGGACAGAGAUGUUGAUAUGGUCCAGAAAUAUUUGAAAUGCUGUGGUGUACAGGAUUAUGCUGAUUGGUAUUCAAAAUGGAGCAAUCAUUCCGUCCCUGAAAGCUGCUGUGUGAAUAAAGCUACUUGCCAUUACUCUCCUGUUGUAGAUACCACUGAAAUAUAUACAGAAGGAUGCUAUGUAAAAGUUGUUGACUUCGUGAACAGUAAUCUGGGUGCUUUAUUGGGUGGUGCUUGUGGUUUAGCUGGCCUUCAGCUUAUUGGUGUGAUAUUAGCUUGCUGUCUGGCCAAAUAUGCUGAUAAGGCAAAAUAUGAACCAGUGAACUAAAACAGUCAUUGGUAGAUAAAAGAAUUUACAGUUUUAUUCUUGCUAAAGAACCUUCCCAGGUGUUAUUUAUCACUGUGUCACAAUCUCAUUUUGGAAUAGCUUUUGAUCUGUGUCACAAUGUAAAACCUUUAAAGCAUUUAUCACUAUUUUAACUUGCAAGAAUUUUUACAUAUCUUUUUUUUUCUUAUUUUUUUUCUGUUUGUUUUUGAAUGUUGGGUUUUAUUUUAAUCUCUACAAUUAGGAAAAAUAUGAUAUGGUUAAUCGGAAUUGCAUUAUGAGGCCAUAUUUGUUUUGUACAGUUUUCAAUUUUUUAAUGGAAAAGGUAUACAAUUUUUGGAAUUUGAUCUUUAUUCUUUUGUAAAGUUUUAUAUUGGGAAAAACUAUUUUAUAAAAUACUUAAGGAUUGCUGAUGUAUUCUAAGAUGUUAUCUAUAUCUAUCUAUAUUUUCCUUCAAAUAAAACAUAUGCAAGUUAGAACAAUAGGAACCUCUUUUUAGCAAUCUCUACUUGUGAUAUUUGAAAAAUACAAUUUAACCUUUGAUCACUUACCUGAUGGCCCUGCAUCGCAAAUACUUGCUUAUUUAUCCAGAUAUAUCUAUAUGGAAAUAACUUUUAUUCAUAUUGUUGUUCUUGAUUAUUAUAUCUUUCAUGGCAUAAUAUAUAUGGAAUGAAUUAAAGCUUGAAAAAAUUUAUCUGUUGCAAUUCUAUAUAUCUAUGUAUGUACCUAGUGAAAAAUAAAGAAUUAUCAUUAGUA